This is a messenger RNA of Williopsis jadinii, 580 nucleotides long. Its product is annotated as PRP38 family protein. The coding region runs from base 26 to 538 and encodes 170 amino acids. The record is from RefSeq and is a predicted model, not a curated record. Gene Ontology annotation, cellular component: precatalytic spliceosome. NCBI's taxonomy places the organism in Eukaryota, Fungi, Ascomycota, Saccharomycetes, Phaffomycetales, Wickerhamomycetaceae. The transcript has a single exon.
CUGGUCAGUUGAUUGACAUUGGAGCAUGAGUGUAAACAGAGGUAUAAUCGUUGAUAGAGAGCUAUCGUCAAGGAAGCACAAAGGUGUAAAUUCGACGGAACUAGCAGAGAAGAUCGUUAGGGAGCGUGUAUUUGAUUCUCUCUAUUGGAAGUUGAACUGCUUCAAUGUCAAUGCUGCCACGAUACUGAACCGAUGUGUAGAGCUCCGAUGCGUUGGCUCAUUUGAACAGUCCGGAAGACCUUUCCCAUUCUUAUGCCUAUUUGUGAAGCUGAUCCAGAUGUUACCACCGAGUGAGAUUAUAGAGUUCUACUUACAGCAGCACGAGUUCAAAUACCUGAAAGUGCUGGCAUUGCUCUACGUAAGAAUAGUGGAGAGGGAUCAGGACACACUGAGACAGCACCUGAGUGACUAUAGAAAGAUUAUUCUCUUUGAGAACGGGGCGUGGUCAUUGACCACGGUGGAUGUCAUUGUGGACAGACUACUGACGGAGGACUUCUUCAUAGGGCUAACGCUGCCCUUCAUGGGCGCGAGUGAAUGACGACAACAUGUAAACAUGGCUCUUGAAUUUCAUGACAUUAGU